AGCUGGUGAGUUCGCUCGGAGUGAAGACUGCACAUGCGUGCACUUUCAUCGCUGUUAAGCCUCAUCUGGCAAGAUGGAUAGCACAGGCUGUUUCAGCGUAUAUUGGAAUCCGAUUCGUGGAUUCUGUACACGCUAACACUACGAAGGAGAGUACCAAAGUGCAAUGCCAUGAUGUUUGUACAGCUUGUAUAAAGAGGUGACUCUUGAGAAGCCCAACGGGUAUGUGUGUCUUCUCUAGAAUCUUCAGUCUGUAUCGUCACUCAUGUGUAUUGUCCAAUAAACACGGAGCAGACCGUAAGAAAAAAAAAACCAUAUUCAGCAACUAUCGCUCCGGUAGAGAAUACGACGCGCAAUUCCAGAGAGCGUUUUUAAUUUGUAAACUCUGAUAAUUGUAUAUACAUAUAUAUAAAGAGGAGGUGGAAGGUGACGGUAGUGAAACCUGUUCUAUCUAUUUCUUCGCCCUUUGUACUGUUAAUCUAGGAGGUAUGUUAUGCCACUGGAUUCGUUGUCAUAUGCUCGCAAUUUGUGUAGAGGCACAGUGAAGCGCGCAUGAAGCACGGGUACACCGAUAUGUUGGUAUUCUUAUCCUUUUGUUAUGGAAUUGUGUCCUCCGUGCAUAGGCAGGCAACAGUAAUUCGUGGCGCGUCUAUGUGUGUAUACAUGUAGGAGCAACUACUCCUGCACGCGCACUUGCAACCACACGUAUGUUCCUGCUGUGCAUGCGUCCUUUCGUGGGCGCGUAGGUACAUACGUUGAAGAGUCUGCCAAGUGCCGCACACACCAAGAAACAGUCACGCUCUCCAAGAAUCAUGUGUUGCCGUUGUUGUGUUUUCAUUCCUGGUGACGAUCCCUCGUUUCCAGCAAGUAAGGUCGCGCAAGAAAUUAUUUUCGGUGAGGUUCACCCUUAUUUUUUUCUGCGACGGUUAGCUGCUUACACGACUCAGUGGAAGCUGUGCACUGCCAGUGGUUCUGUCCCGAUUCAACGGGCUUUUGCUUUUUCCACCUAACCCCGGAAAAAAAUAUCACUGUGCCAGAGGAGAGUGUUUGAAACGCAACAGAUAAUAAACUGUGCUCGUGGGUACAAGUGGCAGUGCCGUCGAUCGUAUGGUGAAAGUGUUGUAUGAGUCAAAUGUACUGCAGGACGUUUAUUGCCACGGGCAAUCGUUCGACUGACUUUUGGUGGUUGCAACCGUCGUUUUGUCACCAGUGUCAUGUCUCUGUUGCUUGCUUCGUUCUUCUGUCGCUCGUCCCCAGCUGGUAAGUACCGUUCGUUUCCUGCGGCUCUAUUUCGUCUUUGGUCAAUAGUUUCACGGUAGCACCCGAAGUCUCGUUUGUCCUGUUUGGGGAGGCUGGAAAAAAAGGAGCAGGACGUCUAGAAACGGUGGCGUCUCACGAGGCCAUUCACUCGUGACAGGGAGGGCAGAGAAAGACAUGUUUGAGAACAGAAAGCAAGCACCCCGGGAGGAUCCGGUUCCUCCACGUGACUCACAGGAAACCGCGAGAUGUUGUGCGAGCCUUCUCUCUCAGAGUUUCCCGUUUCCGGUGAACGGAAAUCGAAUUCAUGUAUCCACCUUUGUGCGGCGCUAAAUUGGCACCAGCGAGUGAGUUCGGAGGGUGAAAUAUCUUUACAGCCACCAAUUCGCUGUUCCCUUCGUUCUCCACUCUGGUUCUGUGUGUGCUUACACAUUUACUUCUCCCUUUGCGAGUCGCUUGCUCUAUAGGCAGUAUUUGAUUUGUGUAGGAGAGACUUCGGUGGCUUCAAUGUGGGAAUAAGUUUUCACGUGGUGACGUCGUUUCUGUCGGGGAAUACUGGUCACACUGCAAGUGCAGGAAGUGGUAUGUUAGUGCGAAUCCUUCGUUGUGUGUUUGGGUGCAUGCAACGCUGCCAAUCGUCACCGGUCUCAUAUAGCCAGACUUGGCGGUGCUCGCUCUUCUCUUUCAGCAAGUAUGUCCACGGAUUACAAGUCAUAUGGUUUUCGCUGAGCUUUUCCCCGUAUAUUGUGUCAAAGACUCGCCCGUCUCCGGUGCCUGCUGACGGUGAUGUCUUCACACGAGUUAUGUAGACGUCUUCUGGAUGUCUCCCACAGUACGUCGUCAAUCCAUCUUUUGGAUCGUCCAGUGGAGGCGCUCGUUAUCAUUGUGAGCUGGUAGCAGAGGAAAUCGUAGUACUUAGAGAUAGAUAAAAAAGUGUCACGCGUCACAGUCUGCUUGGUACAACGACUGUUAUUGUUUCGUCGUUCUGUUACACAGGUUAGGCGGGUAAGUGCACGGUUGUGUUUUUUCUGAACCACAAAGACACUGUUCUGUUGCUGUGCUGAAUGAGGGCGGCCUGUUGCUGAUCGUUCGACAUUGAGCGGAAGACAAAGGAACAGCAUACAGCUUGAUGUUUGCGGGUGGCCAGCGGUGUGUGUUUUUUUCUCAUUUGCAUUCAUGCUGCUUCGAACGCUGCUUCCCUUUAAGAGGAGAUAUCAAGAACGCGAUGCGUCGAGUGGUGACGAGGUCCCCGAAACUUUCGAGACAUGCCACUCCAGAGUCACGAUAUCGCCGGUACUUCGGCGAUGCACAUUUGCCGUGAUGGGGUACUUCGGAAAUAUGAGUGAUCACGUGGUUUCUGUUCUAUUUCACGGUUUUCUUCAGGAACGCAGAGACACUCCUCGACCUCACGAGGCUGCCCAUCAACUUCAUGAGACUACCGCGGGUGCUUUACGACCACGGCGAAGACGCACGGUGUCAGGGGAUGGCGGGACCAGUGUGACCCGGAUAAUUCUGAUCGGCGGAAUUGCUUUAUUUCUUACCAUAGUGGCUGGAAUGGUCCUUUACAAAAUGAGAAAAAGGUCUUCGAGCAAGCGCAAAGGUGUACAAACAGCAUAUAAACGUAGAGGGCGGUCUAGUCGAAAACUCGCUCGGUCAGGGUCCGAGUCAUCUACAGCGGAUGGUGGGACUGACGGUAAGCCUGCUCCGCAUACACCUCAGCGUUUUCGACGAGCUCCCUCGUCUCUCAAAAAGCGAAACGAGUGAAGAAGACGCCACCUGAACUGGAGUUAAAACCCUCGCCGGCACCGUCGACUUAGCGGGAUGGCGGUGAGGAAGGGAACAACAAAGGAAUGGAAGAGUGAUGAGCGAAUAUGAAGGAGGAAGCAAGCUUCAGAAGAAGGCAGAGAACAAGAUAACCGCCAAAUUUUCAGUCGUGUGAAACGAGGGUUUUGGGUUGCGAGGGACGGUAGCAAGGCACAUCAAACUGUUUUGACAAGCAAACGUCAGUGCCGCGUGUUGCAACAGAUGAUAUCCUUUGAGUGAGAUGCCCAGAACGACAGCUUCAUAUUUUGUUAUUUGUCGUAGUUGGAAGGGGAAUGAAGUCGUGCUUCAAACGGUCGAAUGUGGGUAGCUCGGGAGUUCUGCUCUCAGUGAGUGGAAGAUGUGAAGUGCACGAGUUGGUAGAGCGGUGGCAUCUGGUACACAGUGGCCGUGUAACAAGGCACUGCACCGUAUCACUGAGUCCCUGCAAGAGCUGCAAGAUACCAGAAAAUUGUAGUGAUCCAACGAACGGAGCUGCGGCACCGGAGUUUGGUUCAUUGUCUCAUCCGUUCGAGAGGCAGAAGCCAAGAAUUCCGAAACAGUCGAGUGACCAGUCUUUCAGUGGGGGGGGGGGGGGGGGGAAAUCGAAUGUCCGUCCGUUUGUAACCUUCAAAGCAGGCCGCCUCGCGUAUGUGCCGAAUGCCAUUCUUUUCCGUCUUUUCAACAUGUGAUCAAGUUGUCCGUGUUUUAAGUUGGCUAAACGAAGCACACUGAUAGCGGCCUUGUUUUUUCCUUAAUAGAACUGUGAGAACUGUGACGCCAACGAGACAAGCCUGGGAUUCAUAUCGGGUAUCGAGGAAACCUAUUUGCAGUGACACCCUAGACCCUUUUCUUUUGUCACCUGCAGUGUCCCUUCAAGGAUGGUAAGGCCUGAGAGCUGUCGUAUGUCUGGGAAGUCACAGUGCCCCGGAGCCGUCCGGUUACCCAACCGGAACCGCUGUUGAAGCCUGGCAAAGCAAGAGCGAUUGUGGUAUUGGUGAAUUUGUUGAGACCGUUAAAGACGAGUCGCUGGAUGCGCAAGACAACAGGGUGUCACUUUUUCUGUACUGUGUUGUACUACUACGCGGUAGUUACAACGACGCUUCAGGGCAUUAUGCCCAGGGUUUUGGUCCAAAAGCAGGCUUCGUGCCACAGAGAAUUUCUGAGCAGACACAUGCAGUACCUGGUGUGAACAACAGCCGUGUGAAGUUACGUUAACGGGUUUUCAAUUUAACUCACCAACAAGCAUAACUCACUGGCCAGAAAUCCACCGGGGAAAUUAGUUCUGAUGCAUGAAGACGACCGUGCCUGACAGCGACGCAUACCCCA
Molecule: messenger RNA, 4383 nt
Organism: Toxoplasma gondii ME49
Lineage: Eukaryota; Apicomplexa; Conoidasida; Eucoccidiorida; Sarcocystidae
Exons: 7
Coding region: 2431-3018 (195 amino acids)
Source: RefSeq, a predicted model, not a curated record